Molecule: messenger RNA, 3807 nt
Organism: Engraulis encrasicolus (European anchovy)
Lineage: Eukaryota; Metazoa; Chordata; Actinopteri; Clupeiformes; Engraulidae
Product: NACHT, LRR and PYD domains-containing protein 12-like
Exons: 11
Coding region: 164-3715 (1183 amino acids)
Biological process (GO): intracellular signal transduction
Molecular function (GO): protein binding
Source: RefSeq, a predicted model, not a curated record
AUUAUUGUUCAAAAUGCUACUUUUCAACUCCACUGUAUGUAUUGCUGUAUGCUGCAUGAAUAAAUCUGAAUUUCCCCCUGGGGAUUAAUAAAGUUACUCUACUCUACUCUGAAGCCUUCAAUUUAUCUUAAUUAAAACUCAAUGUAUCAUAAUUACGCAAAUUAUGAUUUGGUGCUUGCAUGAUUUUUUCCCCCAUUUUUAUUAUGCUGGCAUAAGACAACAGAGACCAGAUUCCCCAGACCCCAGUUUGGCCAGUGAAAACUCCAAGAAAGACGGCCCAAAUUUCAGUGGACAGGAUAGACCACCAUUCAGACCACAGAGACCAGAUUCCCCAGACCCCAGUUUGGCCAGUGAAAACUCCAAGACAGACGGCCCAAAUUUCAGUGGACAGGAUAGACCACCAUUCAGACCAAAGAGACCAGACUCACCAGACCCCAGUUUGGCCAGUGAUUGCUCCAAGAAAGACGGCCCAAAUUUCAGUGGACCGGAGAGACCACCAUUCAGGGAGGACUGUAAACUGGACUCUGGCCAUUCCUCUGUCUACCCUCAGCCACGUGUUUCCCAAGGUGUUCCAGUCAAUCCUGAUGUGCUAAGUGAAGUGCUGAUGACUCAUAAAGCAAAAAUGAAGAAAAGAUUUGAGUUCCUUAACGAAGGUACUGAUAAGUCACAGAGUCCAACAACUCUAAACAGCAUAUACACAGACCUCUACAUCACUGAGGGAGAGAGUGAAUGUGUGAACUUUGAACACGAAAUUUGGCUGACUGAAUCCGCUUGCAAGAUGUAUUGUCCUCCUGGAACUACAGUGAAAAUUAACGAUAUCUUCAGUCAAUUGACACCAGAGAAGAAAAGCACUAAGACUGUGAUGACAAAAGGUAUUGCUGGAAUUGGGAAAACUGUGUCGGUGCAGAAGUUUGUCCUUGACUGGGCAGAAGAGAGAGCCAAUCAACAUAUUGAUUUCAUUUUCAUGCUUCCAUUUCGAGAAAUGAAUUUGAUCAAGAAGGAGGAGUGCAGUCUGCAGAAACUUCUCAUCAGAUUUCAUCCGGAGCUUGAAAUACUACAGGAUGAAAUGAAUUUUUUGGAUCGCAAGGUAAUAUUCAUCUUUGAUGGUCUUGAUGAAAUGAGAUUCAAUCUGGAUUUCUUUACGGAUACGCUGACGAGCAUAGAUCAGUCAUCAUCUGUUGGCGUGGUUCUAACUAGCCUGAUUAGGGGAACCCUUCUCCCUCAAGUCUAUAUAUGGGUGACAUCAAGACCAGCAGCAGUCAGAGAUAUCCCUGACUCUCACAUUGAUCUGUUUACUGAAGUUCGAGGAUUCAAUGAUGAGCAGAAGGAAAAGUACUUUAGAAAGAAAAUGAAGAAUGACACUCAAGCUGAAAAAAUCCUGACCCACCUGAAGAAAAACAUGAGCCUCAACAUCAUGUGCCACAUCCCAGUCUUGUGUUGGAUCUUAAGCACAGUGUUUCAAAACAUGCUUGGUCGAGAUCGGAAAAUGCCCAAUACCCUGACAGAAAUGUUUAUACAUUUCAUUAUAGCUCAGACAAAGAUGAAGAAUGAUAAAUAUGAUGGCCACGGAGAAAUAAACUGUGCAAAGCUUCUGCAGCUAAACAAAGUACCUAUCUUACAACUCGCUAAGCUUGCAUUCAAAAAUCUGAUCAAUGGCCACAUCAUGUUCUAUGAAGAGGACCUAAAGCAGUAUGGAAUUAAUGACAUGGAAGGAUCUUUGGCCUGUGGGAUCUUCACAGAGAUCAUCAAAGAAGAGUGCACAUUUGCAGAAAAGAAGGUCUACUGCUUUUUGCAUCUGACUAUUCAAGAAUUCCUCGCUGCUCUUUAUGUUUUUGAGGCCUUUUCAGCAAGGGGAAUUGCAGAUGAAGAAGUUAAGCAGUUUUUUGGCACGCGAUCUAGCCAGUUCCGGAUCGAUUUGUUGAGAGGUGCCGUGGACAAAUCUUUACUGAGUGAAAAUGGGCAUCUGGAUCUUUUUCUCCGCUUUUUGCUGGGCAUUUCAAUGAAGUCCAAUCUGUUACUCCUUAAAGGUCUACUAACAUGUCCAGAUACAGACAACCGGAGCAUCAAGUUAGUCAUUACUUACAUCAAAGACCUGGAGAGAGACAAUUUGUCUCCUGAUCGAUGCAUGAAUCUUGUCCACUGUUUGAUUGAGUUGGAUGACCAUUCCCUACAACGUGAGAUCCAAGAACUUGGCACCUCCAACAUUCAGAACAAAACACUCUCCCCACUUCAUUGUUCAGGCAUGGCCUAUGCAAUAAAGAUGUCAGGACAAGUCAAAGAAGUUCUGGACCUUCAGACAUAUAAUGCGACCAAUGAAGGCCGCAAGAGACUUGUGCCAGCUGUGAAAUUCUGCAAAAAAGCUCGGCUGGCUUCUUGUCAACUUGAUGAUAAAUCAUAUGAAAGCCUUGCAAGGGCUCUACUGUCAUCCAGUCUGUCUGAUCUGGAUUUAAGCUCAAAUGAAGUGCAGCAACCAGGACUAAAAUUACUCACAACUGGGCUGAGCAACUCGCAGUCCCACCUUGAAUGUCUUAAACUUGCCCACUGCAAACUUACAGUGGAGUCCUGUCUACUUGUGGCCUCAGUAUUACCAUCAUCAUCAUCAUCCUUACUGAGAGAGCUUGACUUGAGCUACAAUGACCUGCAGGAUUCUGGAGUGGAGAAACUAUGCUGGCCUUUGAGGAAUGCUCUUUGCCCUUUGCACUCACUGAGGAUUGCUGCCUGCAACCUCACCAAAAGAUCUUGUGAAGCUGUGAGCAAGGUUCUUAUGGCUGAAGAAUCAUGCCUGGGAGAGCUUGACAUGAGUGAUAAUGAAUUAGGGGACCCUGGUGUAGCCUUGCUCUUGGAUCCCCUGGGAAACUCACAAUGCCACCUGGAGAAACUUUGGCUACGUGGCUGUAUGGUUACUGAGAGAGGAUGCGAGUCUCUGGUGACGGCAUUGAAACAGAACUGCUCCCACCUUAGAGAGCUGGACGUGAGUUACAACUCUCUUGGUGCUUUUGGAGAGGAGCUGAGGAAAUGGAUGCAAGAGGAACCGAACACAAAACUUGAGCGACUCAUUGUUGAACCUAAUUCCGAACACCAUUUGAGGGCAGGAUUGCGAAAAUAUUUCUGCAACCCCACACUGGAUUCAAAUACGUUACUACAAUCACAGAUCGAGCUCUCUGUUCGGGAAGACAACAGACUGAUCAGUGCUAAAUACUUGGGUCGCAGUCCAUUUUGUCAAAUAAUGUGCAAAGAGGCUUUGACUGGAUGCUGUUAUUGGGAAGGUGAUUGGGCUGGUAAAGUCCAUGUCGGUGUUGCGUAUAAAGUGAAAGAAAGCCGAACUGGGAAACUAAACUCCCAUCGUCCUUGUGACACAGCAUUCCACAGCAAACAAGAGUUCGCUGCACCCUGCACAGAAUGGAAUUGCAUUCAUAAAAUUAACAUUUCUAAACUUGGACAGAAUGAGAAAUCCUGGUGCAUGGUCUGCUUCAAUGACUACUACACUGCGAAACACAAGAACAUUGGCACUAUCAUACCAGCUCUCCAUUUUGAUGCUCAGAGAGUGGGCGUCUUCCUAGACUUUCCAGCAGGAUCGCUUUCAUUUUACCGUGUAGAUCCUGAUCAGAGUCUUCACCAUCUUCACACAUUUUAUUCCAAUUUCACAGAACCUCUAUAUCCUGCAGUAAUGCUUGAAUCCAUUGGCAGCUUUGAGUUGACCGAUGAUAUUGCUUAACGGGCAAAGGCAGACAUCCUAAGUCUCUUUGAAGCUCCUGGAGGCUAUUACUGUACAUAUUCAUAUUGAUUUUAGCCUAGCCGAUGUCCAUA